Messenger RNA from Fibroporia radiculosa, 834 nucleotides. RefSeq lists its product as uncharacterized. Bases 1 to 834 code for a protein of 277 amino acids. The transcript has a single exon. The record is from RefSeq and is a predicted model, not a curated record. Lineage: Eukaryota; Fungi; Basidiomycota; Agaricomycetes; Polyporales; Fibroporiaceae.
AUGCGCGCCUCUUUCUCAUCCUCAGCUGCCCACACUCUGGCUGGUCCAGAGGAACGCAGACACUCCGCUCCAGGAGCAUACAUCCCUGCUCAUGCCGGCCCAGCAGAAUCCAUCGCAUGUUCGGUAGGCGCACACGAUAGCAGCACACGAUCCUACCGCAACCGGGCACUCUCCUUGGCUUCGAGGCUCGUCAGGCCGGCCCAAUCCCUGCCAGCGCUAUCAACUCAGCGACGUUCGUCAAGCACAGACGGCCCACCAGCGAUAGUAUACCUCCAACUGUCUGUCUCCGAAGGCCCGUCCCCACGGCGCGGAUUCUGGCCUGGUCGCCACAGCACUUGCGUAUCGCUCAGCGAAGAUUCCUGUAGCCCUCCACUUACCACCGUCCUCCUCGAAGACGACCCACUGUCGAACGUGGGGCUCGGGCUCGGGUUGCCCGUCGAGUUCCACACACCUAUCGAUGCCGACCGCCCGGCCACCACAACAGCAGAAAUAGUGGCAUCUUCCGACUACAAUGGUCUCAGACGGCGCAACUCCAGUUCCAAUCAGGUGCCCGUAUAUUCAAUAUGUCCUCCGGGCCUUGACACGGUCGACGUGCCGACAACAGGCAUAAAUGCACAGCAAACGUGCGACCAAUCUGUGCCUCCAUUCGUAACGAGGGAGAUGGACACGCAGUCUUUGUUGAGCGCGCAUGAUUAUACAAUCGAUAUUGUACCGCCCACGCCUCCACUUUCUGAUCCGGAGUCCAUGGAGUUCCUGCAGGGCGAGAUUUCACCGCCGGGAGCACCGCAGUUGCAAAGCAUAAACCGCUUCCGUGCAGAUUCACUGUAUGGUUGA